Messenger RNA from Rotaria sordida, 2067 nucleotides. The record is from the annotation of a GenBank genome assembly. Lineage: Eukaryota; Metazoa; Rotifera; Eurotatoria; Philodinida; Philodinidae.
AUGACAUCGAAUUCAUCCUUGAAUUAUCCGGCUGAAUAUUAUUAUCCGGACUUUCUUGAAAGUCGUUUAGAUGAUCCAUUAAAACCUCCAUCAUCACGUUUACCAAAAACAACAUCUAUUGAUAAUGGUAUUGGUUUAUCAACACAAGUUCCAAUAAAUAUUGAACAUAAAAAUGAAACAAAAAUUAAAAAAACACCAAUCAAUACAAAACAAUCAUCAACUAAUCUAGCACAUAAUGUUGCUAUUGAUCAAGGUUUACCUGAUAUUGAUAUAACACAAUCACUUAAAAUUGAUCCAAAAAAAAAUCUUCUACGUGAUCCAGCUGCAAGAAAUAUUCCAAGAUUAAUUGUUGAUGAUAAUGUUAUUAAACAAGCUGUUGUUCGAACACCUAAAAUAAUACCAACAACUAAUCUUGAUGAUAAUUUAGAACAAACAACAAUAAUUAAUCAAAUAAAACAUGCACAACAAUCUCUUCCUCAUAAUUAUAUUAAUGAAAAUUUAACAAAUCAAAUACAACCUUAUGAAUAUAUGCAACAAUAUCCUAUAAGUUAUGUUGAAAAUCAACAAACAAUUGAUGAUCGUUGGAAAAAAGAAGUUUUAAUUGAUAAUGAAGGUGCUGUCACUAUUGAACGUAUUAAAUAUGAUAAAAAUACUUAUGAUGGUCCAUUUGGUUUAACACGUCAAGGUGCUAUUAUAUUCUAUAUUGGUAUGGCAAUAUCUACUAUACUUGCAGGUGUUUUCUUAAUUAUGACUGGUAUAUUUUAUGGUCGAAAUUAUCCUGAAGGAUCAUCAGAUACUGCUAAAUUAACUGGUAUAGGUAUAUGUGCAUUUGCAUUUUAUCUUGGUUUACAAUUAAUUUUAAUUGGUUUAUGGCAUCAAAAAUAUCGUCAAGAAAAUCCAACACAAAUUAUUAAAAAACCCAAUCAACAUAAUGAUCCAUCAGCACAUUUAAAAUCAUCUAUGGAAAAAAAUGAACCAUAUGAUUAUUCAUAUCAACAACAACAAAUUGAUUAUACACCGUAUAAUUAUUAUUCUAAUCCACCAUAUAUUUCAAAUACUAAUGAACAAAUGUUAUUACAACAACCAGGUGCAGCAACAGGUGCUGCAUUUUAUGAACCAGUUGUUUGGCCAUCAAAUGUUGAAAUUGAAACACAACCAGGUUCAAAAUUUCUUCAACCUAUGGAAUGGACAUAUGGAACACCAUUAGUAAAUCCAACACCGGUACAUACAUCUGUACCAAUUACAAAUAAUAAUUCUGAAAAAAAAAGUAAUCAUCAUUAUAAUAAGAAAACAGUUGAAGCUAAUCCACCAAAAGCUAAAUUUGAUAAUCUUUUUCCGAAUUCAACUGUUACAGAAACAUCAUUACCAACAUUAACUAAAGCACCGGAUACAAAUGAUCUUAUAAGAACAAUUGUUGAUAAAGAAAAAACUUUUAAAAAAAAUUUACCAACUGGUACUUCAACAACAAAAAAUCCUAAUCGAAAAAGACCGCAUGAUAGUGAAACAGGUAGUUCAGCUAUAAUCAGUCGUCAUCGUCGACACCGUCGUCGUCAUUCUCAUUCAUCAUGUUCAACAUGUUCAAGUCGUUCAUCGAAUGAUUUCCAUAGUGAUGUUAAUUAUAAUCCUCGUCAUUAUCAACAACAAUAUCCUGAAUCAAUAUCUAAUACAAUCACACAACAAACUUCAAAAACACAUACACGUAUUCCAACAAAAACAACUAAAGAAAUCUAUCGUGAUAGUGGUUUAGAAGAUAUACCAAAUGUUCAUGAUAAUCGUCUUGAACGAAUUCCUGUUGUUCGUCGUACAGUUAUAGUUGAACCAUAUCCAACUCAAUCAAAUUCAGAUAUAGUUAUUACAUCCCAUACUGAUAAAACAGGAAAAAAUCGUUUAAAUAAAAAUCAAACUAAUGAAAUCAAUACAAAUUCUAAAAUAAAAAAGAGAACAAUAGAAAGUAGUGAUAAUACGAUGGUUGAUAUACAAAUAGAAGAUGUUAAUGAUGAUAUUAAUGAAAAUGAAAAUUGGAAAAAGAAAAAACCGAAUAAAAUAUCAUCAACAAAAAACAGCUAA